UGAACUCUGAGCUCAUGUGUUUGUGACUCUUCACCUCUGUCUCCUCUCACAGGGAGAAGAUGAUCUGCAGCAUCCUGCUGCUCAUCAUCCUGACCUCCUGUGUCUCUGGAACAUUUGUAGUGAAUGUGACCCAGACCUCCUAUCAGGCAGAGGAGAACCACCACAUCACACUGGAGUGGACCUUCACAACCAACCCUCACACUUCCUCCAACUCUCUUUCUAUCGACUGUAAUAAGUUCUCUGAUCUCAGACCCUCAGUCCUGUUUCAUCUCCAUGAAGGAGUUGAGGCCCCAGAGUUUCAGGAUGAACAGUUUGCAGGACGAGUCCAGUGGGACAAAGACGUCCUCAGAGAAGGACGACUCAGACUUCAUGUGUCCAGACUCAGGACUGAAGACUCGGGACUGUAUGUGUGUAGAGUGCACACAAGUUAUGGGAGUAGCUCUGGUAAAUGUCGGCUCAAUGUCACUGCAGCGAGGGAUCGGCCUGAACCUGAGACACCAAACACAACAAGUCCACCACAGCCAGAGAGUCGGGGAAGGAUCGGUCUCUACUGUGGACUGACAGCAGCUCUGCUGGGUUUUUGUUUCUGUUUUUUCAGGCUUUGUUUAAAAAUCAAGAUUUCUACUCAGAGAAAAGUUCAGCAGACAAAGAGAGUUAACUUCUCCACUGCCAUCAUCGAGGCCAUCUUCACCUCCUCCAUCAGCGUCUAG
Messenger RNA from Perca fluviatilis (European perch), 710 nucleotides. RefSeq lists its product as uncharacterized. The record is from RefSeq and is a predicted model, not a curated record. Gene Ontology annotation, biological process: immune response; cellular response to lipopolysaccharide; positive regulation of T cell proliferation. NCBI's taxonomy places the organism in Eukaryota, Metazoa, Chordata, Actinopteri, Perciformes, Percidae. Gene Ontology annotation, cellular component: external side of plasma membrane. The transcript has 4 exons. Bases 60 to 710 code for a protein of 216 amino acids.